Molecule: messenger RNA, 1127 nt
Organism: Hordeum vulgare subsp. vulgare (domesticated barley)
Lineage: Eukaryota; Viridiplantae; Streptophyta; Magnoliopsida; Poales; Poaceae
Product: probable carbohydrate esterase At4g34215
Exons: 2
Coding region: 89-898 (269 amino acids)
Source: RefSeq, a predicted model, not a curated record
GUAGCCAGUGAGCACCUAGCUAGGGGACGGCCGGUAGCAGCUCGCUCGUCGACCGAGCCACCGUCACCUUGUUGGACCUUGCCAGGACAUGAAGCCAGCGGCGGCCACGAUGCUCCCGCGAGCACUACCCGUUCUGCUGCUGCUGCUUGCGGCGGCCGUGACGGUGAGCGCGGAGAGGGCGCCGACGCUGGUGUUCAUCCUGGCGGGGCAGUCCAACAUGGGGGGCCGUGGCGGAGCCACGUCCGGGAACCGCUGGGACGGCGUCGUGCCCCCGGAGUGCGCGCCGUCCCCGCGCACGCUGCGCCUCUCGCCGUCCCUCCGCUGGGAGGAGGCCCGCGAGCCGCUGCACGCCGGCGUGGACGCGGGCAACGUGGUGGGCGUGGGCCCGGGGAUGCCAUUCGCGCACGCGCUGCUCCGGUCGCCGGCCUGCCCGCGCGGCGCCGUCGUGGGGCUCGUCCCCUGCGCGCAGGGCGGCACGCCCAUCGCCAACUGGUCCCGCGGCUCCGAGAUGUACGACCGGAUGGUCACCCGCGCCCGCGUUGCAGGGACGGGAACCGGGAGGGUCGCCGCCUUGCUGUGGUUCCAGGGGGAGGCCGACGCCAUGCGGCGCGACGACGCGCUGGCCUACGCCGGGAGGAUGGAGGCGUUUGUCCGGGACGUCCGCCGGGACCUCGCAAUGCCCAACCUCCUCGUCAUCCAGGUUGGGAUCGCGACGGCGCAGAAGCAGGGGAAGUGGCUGGAGCUGGUGAGGAAGCAGCAGAGGGCGGUGCGGGUGGCGAACCUCAAGUACGUGGAUGCCAUGGGGUUGCCCAUCGCCGACGACAUGACCCACCUCACCACCCAGGCGCAGGUCCGGCUCGGCAAGAUGCUCGCCGACGCAUACAUCGCCACGAUCUGAUGACUAGAGUGUGACGAGCGCCUUUCCUCGCAGCUUUUCGGUUGUGAACUGUAUCUCCUGCGUUUAUUUUGCAUGCCUUCUAUUAUGGUCGGUUGGUUUGUUGUUUGUAAUUGUCGGUUAACUAUCUUUCAUUCACAACAUUGUCAAUUAUGUCUACACAUCUUUGUAAGAGUUUCUGCGGAGGGGAAUUCAUAAAUAAUUGUUGAGUGCGAGGUUUAUCUCAAUAUAA